Molecule: messenger RNA, 1296 nt
Organism: Alternaria burnsii
Lineage: Eukaryota; Fungi; Ascomycota; Dothideomycetes; Pleosporales; Pleosporaceae
Exons: 1
Coding region: 1-1296 (431 amino acids)
Source: RefSeq, a predicted model, not a curated record
AUGAACCGUCUCUCAACUGAGAUAGACGAGAACAUCACACAGCGUUUGGACAAGAAAGAUCUCUCGGCUCUCCUGAAGACUUCGAGAUAUCAUCGCACGAUAGCAGAACCAUACCUAUACGGCGAACUCACCUUCUCGGACCAACAGCAUGCUAGCAUAAGCCUACUUCUCAACACCAUACUCGAUCGUCGAGAGCUGGCGGGGCGUAUCCGUUCGUUCACUUUGACCGACAAGGAGCACACAAACACUUUUUCGAGCACUCACAGCCCUACGUCACUCUGGCCGAGGCUGGCUGAGGUCAAACUUCUACUUGAAGAGUUCGUUCCGUUGUCGUCGUCAUCUUCGUCGUCGUCGAGGCUUCUAGCAAAGCGAUGGCUCCAACAAUUGUUGGCUUAUGCGCCGGUCAUCGACGGUAAAGUCGCGAUGAUCAUUUGUCUUGCGAAAGAAAUAAAUGAUAUUACCCUCAGCACCAGUCUGCUACAGAUGCCAAUAAUGCGUAUCGUCAUCGGUUGGCCAUGGAUCGAAGUGGACGCUAUUGCAGAGGAGGAUCAUUUGACCUCACUAACCUUGGAAAUAUAUAAUUCGAGUACCUACCACACUCAACUCGAUGAUCCUUUUCCUCGGCAUCCUUCUCCCCCUUUAACAGACGCUACCGACAACGGAAAGAAAGAGGGUGAACAGGCUAUUCGGACGCGCGACACAUACCGCAUGAAGCAAAUGGACGACCGCGAUGCUCUUUAUCCGUUCCACAAGUUGAAGAGGUUAAGUAUUCAUGACCCAAAACGUCUCGCCAGCUACAAAAGUGUUUUCCGGUCCGGGUACCCUAGACGGCUUUUUCAAAGCUUCGAGUCACUUUGCAGCUUAACCACCCUCACUAUAGACGAUGAGCUUAUCGACUUAAAAUAUCCAAGUCUACUCGUCGACAUACUCACUUCACAAGUGCUGCCAACCAGAUUGCAGUCAUUGAGCAUUACCAGCAUCUGCUAUGCGCGACUCGCACAACUAUGCCAAAAGCACACAACAGGUGAAGAGCAAGAUGUGGCUAUAAAGUGCAUCGUCAACGCAGUGACAGCUUUACGCCUAGAGAGGUUCGAGUUACACACCAAGGCGUCGUGGCAUGUGCUUUGGGCCGAUUACAUGAGGGAGCGAGAUGAGUCGAUUCAUAGAGUCGUUCCUGUUAUGAUUGAUGCUUUGAAUCGCUGUGGAACUACGAUGCGCGUUUGGCAUCAGGGCGUAUCGGGACAGACCUUAUGGUACGAGCCCGGUUUUGCGGUAGCGGAACAAGACUGGGACUAG